AAGAAUGUUGAAGAGUAAAACGUGGCAGUUUACAGCCAUAUUAAUGCUUAUAUCUGAUUGGAGUCAGUGCAUCAAGUCACAAGAAUUUACAGUGGAUCCUCCUGAGAACGUUGGGAUUGAUGACCCUGGCCACCUCGGGCCACUCUACAUCCACUGGACGGCUCCAGCCAGCCUGACCAACUUGACUGCCUGCUCCAUGAGAUACCAUCUGGAGUACUUCAACACAUAUCAGAGCAGAUGGACUGUGAUCAGGACUGUACGGACAUGGUACCGUGCUCAGUUUGACCUGGAGAAGGAGGUCAGGGUGCGGAUCUCCACCUUACUGAAGGGAGCCUGCACCAACGGCACUGAGCUCAAGAGCCCCUUCACAGAGAUGAUCCUGCCACCCAAUAACACAGGCCCAGUUGGCUCCAGGGUCCAGGGGUUUGGCUGCGUGUUUUAUCAGAAGGAGUUCAUGGAGUGCACCUGGGAGACGGGCUUGGAGGAGCCAGCCCACUCCCAGUACAGCCUGUACUUUUGGCAUCGGGAGAUGGAGCAAGCUGAGGAGUGUCCUCAGUACAUCCACUCCAAUGGGGUCAGGACUGGCUGCAAAUUCACAGAGGAAUCGCUCUCAGAAUUCAGUGAUUUCAACAUGUGCAUAAACAGCUCCUCUCCCAAGGUGGUCUUGAGGUCGGCGUUCUUCUCCCUGCAAAUUCAGAAUUAUGUGAAACCUGCAGCCAUUGAGACAGUGCAUCUGGAAGCUAGUCCAGACAGGAGGCUCCAGGUGCAGUGGGACUUGCCCAACGAGAGGAUUCCCAGGCACUGCCUUGAGUAUGAAGUGGAAGCCAGAGAGGAGGGCGUAGGCGGGCAGCCUUUGUUGCAGAGGAACGUAACCAAUGAGAUGAUGCUGACUUCUCUCUCAAUGGAUGGUGCCCAGAGGAAGUGCUUCCGGGUCAGGUCUAGGAUGCACCACUACUGUGCUGACAGAGGCUUCUGGAGUGACUGGAGCUGUUGGUCCUGUCACUCAGAUACAGAGUCAGAUGCUGUAGUGGGCUGUGCCGUGGUCAUCGGGAUCAUCAUCUCUAUGUUGAUCCUGUCUCUGUUUGGGUGGGCACUAUGGAGAAAGUGGAAAGCCAGAGAUGGGGAAAUGAUGCCUUUCGGUCCCCUGCACAAACUGAUGGAAUAUUCCAAAGGAGUCUCUGCUCGCAGUCAUUUCAAUAAAACAAGAGAGAACCAGUAGUAUAGCCUUUGCAAGCAUUUCCUUUGGGCAGACAAAUGAUAAAGAGAUACGAGUUAGACAGGUGUUCACACUUAUUUGAAACACCCAUGCAAACAUGCUCAAACACACGCAAGCACACACCCACGCACAGACACAAAAUGAGGAUGAGACAGUAAAGCAGUGUGUAAAUUCAUAUUCAAGACAGAAUUGUAUUGACUUGUAUGCUGGUAUUCAUCUCUUAUGUAUCGAUAUGUUACUCAGUAGAAUAUGAAGUGUUCUUACCAAACCAUUUACGUAAUGUAAAACUCCAGGUUUUACGUUACACAGUAUAGACUUAAAAAAUGCCAUAGCUCUUUCCAGUUUGUUUACUUUCCACAUGUCUUUCAUUUAUAUCACAAAGUAUACUUAUUGGAGUCGGUUUUUGUAGUUUUAGUUUGAUGCCAUUGCAUCCAGUCGAAUGUAUCUUUUAAGUGCUUUGCAUAGAAUUCCCCGACCUGUUAAAAUUUAAUGCAUUGAAUGGUGUUCAACUAAUGUUAUGUUAUGUUUAAUACAAUUU
Messenger RNA from Salvelinus namaycush (lake trout), 1754 nucleotides. RefSeq names its product interleukin-13 receptor subunit alpha-2-like. Lineage: Eukaryota; Metazoa; Chordata; Actinopteri; Salmoniformes; Salmonidae. Gene Ontology annotation, molecular function: cytokine receptor activity; protein binding. Gene Ontology annotation, cellular component: external side of plasma membrane. The record is from RefSeq and is a predicted model, not a curated record. The coding region runs from base 5 to 1219 and encodes 404 amino acids. The transcript is spliced from 9 exons. Gene Ontology annotation, biological process: cytokine-mediated signaling pathway.